Vidua macroura (Pin-tailed whydah) is the source of this 5742-nucleotide messenger RNA. RefSeq names its product NFKB inhibitor interacting Ras like 1 (gene NKIRAS1). The record is from RefSeq and is a predicted model, not a curated record. The transcript has 4 exons. NCBI's taxonomy places the organism in Eukaryota, Metazoa, Chordata, Aves, Passeriformes, Viduidae. Gene Ontology annotation, molecular function: GTPase activity; GTP binding. Gene Ontology annotation, biological process: canonical NF-kappaB signal transduction. The coding region runs from base 122 to 697 and encodes 191 amino acids.
UGCUUUUCAGAGCACCCUGGCUUGUGAAGCAUUACCUGGUUAAACUGGAAUUGAAGCAGGACAACGCCAGCCCCUCCUGGUCCAGAAAAGGGCUCCGCCGUGGAACCGGCCCUCGGGAAGCAUGGGAAAGGGCUACAAGGUGGUGGUUUGUGGAAUGGCCUCAGUGGGCAAGACUGCAAUUUUGGAGCAGCUUCUCUAUGGAAAGCAUACUGUCGGCUUAGAAGAGGGUGCCACAAUGGAAGAUGUAUAUUUGGCAUCGGUGGAGACAGACCGAGGCGUGAAGGAACAGUUGCGGCUUUAUGACACCAGGGGUCUGCAGGAGGGUGUGGAAUUGCCCAAACACUAUUUCUCCGUGGCUGACGGCUUCGUCCUGGUGUACGCCGUGACCAGCCUCGAAGCAUUCCAAAGAGUCGAACUGCUCAAAAAGGAGAUCGAUGUCUUCAGGGACAAAAAGGAGGUUGCAGUUAUUGUCUUGGGAAACAAAACUGACCUCCUGGACCAAAGGCAAGUGGAAACAGAAGCAGCACAGCAAUGGGCAAGGGCCGAGAAAGUGAGACUGUGGGAAGUGACUGUGACAGAUCGGAAAACACUGCUUGAACCCUUUACCUUCUUAGCUAGCAAACUGUCCCAGUCCCAGAACAAAUCAACAUUUCCCUUACCUGGAAGGAAGAGCAAAGGGAAUAACUGUGAAAACUAGACUAGCUUAGCAUUGUCUCCUGCUGCCAGGUCACAGUCUAAGUCCUUUUUGUGCCAUUUGCUCCUUGCAGUUUCACUUAAAGCAAUAAUAUCAUUCAGCAAUAAAAUCAGCAAGCUUAUAGCUAAGAGGUAUCCUUCUUUCUCAUAGACUUGGCUUGCAAAAGCUGCUGGUGGUAAAAGCCUCAAAAGCACUUUAUAAGAGCAGUUAUUCUAUAGCCAGGGUUAUGGAGGAGGAAGGGAUAGAUGGAUACCUCUCUAGCAGGGGCUUUUACUUUGCCUGGAUACAGCCAUGUUGAGGGACAAACCAACAAGCUUACCAGUAUAUAAUCCCCCUGCAGAUCUAUAGCCUGUAGUCACAAAAAGUAUUAGCUGCAAUAAAGCAUUCAAUUUGGAAAGGUGAUAUAUUUGAAAUGGCAACAGCUCUUUUACCUUGACCUUAAACAGGGCCACAGGGCUUUUUGAUGCUGCAAGAGGGUGAGAUCAGUGUCUUGCUGUAGGAGAAGGAUAUAGAGCAGGAGGAACAAUUACCAGAUUUAGCCACCUAUGUUUCGCUAGUGUCUGGAAGAAUAAAAAAACCCAACAAAAUCAUUAAAAAAACACCCCCCACAUCUUCUGGGAAAUACCCCAACAUGAACCUUGUCAACAAAGUCUAGUAAGCAGUGCUUUCAGGUCAGGAAUUCAUUUGUAGAAACCAGAACAGCUCUCAGAGCACUCAUUGAUUGAACAACAACCUAAGGAUAACAUAGCUGUGGGAUUGUUCCAGCACGUCCACUACAAAUCAGUCACAUUCCCACAGGUGGUAAUUUUACUGAGAAUUAUAUGGAUCGAUUUUGUAUGCAGGAGGUAUUGUUGGGCUCUGCUUAGGGCACACUUACCUGGCUGCUCAGGCAAGCUGCAGCAAUCCACCCUCCCUAGGCCAGGUAGCAGCUGGUACAUAGUGCUGUAUGACUCUGCAGGUGGGGGCUAAGGAGGGUAGGAGGCUGUUUUUUUGGAGACAUCCCUGGGCAAACACCCAGAAACACCUGUACAAAUGGCCCCGGUCUUAACAUGCUGCACAUGGUCUGGCUGCAGGAACACAGCUGCAUGUGCUGUGUUUGACUCAAUGCUGGCAAACCUGUGUGCUGCAGGAAUCUGCUGUCCCAAGCCAGCCUGGCAGUAAACUGGACAAAAGGGGAUAUAUAGAGCGACAGAAUGAGCAAUUUUCCCAGAGACAGGGGCCAGAUUUGGCAUCUAACAACCUCCUGUACUAAUUGAUACUAGCUUUUCUUUAUAUUUGAAGGCAAGAGCAGGGAGAGGGAGUGAAGUACCCGGUUUCUGCAUUUUCCACUAAAUUAAUCCUCUUUUUAACAAAUACUGAGAAUUUCACUGUGAAUCAGCAAAACCACAAGCAAUAUUUGCACUGUCAUAGCAUAACUGCUAAAGAGUGUGCUUAGUGAUCACAAUUAAGCUCAUAGUAUUGCUCUUCUUGAAUACUGAUGAAUAAAGCCUGUCAGCAUUACUAAAGUCUGUCAACAUUAUUAAUGUCAGAGCAGCAGUACACUUCACUAAAAAUUAAACAGGAAUCCCUACCAUUAUAAUGCAGGUAGACGAAACUGUUUAUGUGCUUUGCUCAAUAUAGUUUGAAUUGCUGUGGCCAAGGAGUAAGAUAAGAGAGCAAUUAUGAAUGAGCAAGCUCUUGUAAUGCCCUGCUAGGAACAUACAAUUGUUUCCACACUGCAGCUGAGUAAGCACAAUAGCACGACUUCCCCGCACCUGGCCAGUAAGAGUCAUUGUCCCCAGCGAUGCUGCAGGAUGACACUCCCUCCUCACUCAUUUCCUACUGAAUACACGUGUACUCCAGGCUUCUCCCUACCCAGAAGACUCUCCCUGCCUGCACGUUGCUUCACUUCUGAGCAGCAGUGGUUCACCUCCUCACUGCAACCUCUUACCAAGGAAUGGGUUAUGUUCCUCUUCUUCAGCUCUGCAGAACCCUUCUGGAAGGGACUUGCAUCAGCCUUGGAUCAAUCAAAAUAAGUGAAGAUGUCUACUAACAGCACAGCACUAAAGCUUACCCUUGAGCCAAGGGAGUGCAGGUUGACAAGUCAAAAUGAACUUAAAAUGCCUGGAGAUGGGAAGAAUGGGGAUGACUGGUUCCUGUCCAACUCUGCAUGCUGCAGACUCGGUGCCAAUUCUUCUGCCAAGACUGAUGUCACCUGUAGGCUGCCAGAGCUGUGCAGUGCAAGUGUAGCUUUGCGCUCCACUGGACUCCCAGGACUUGACAGUGUUUUAAGACAGGCAAAAGAAACAGUAUCUUCUAAAUGACUAAGACCAUUUUUCCAAAUAGGCUCCAUAAAGGCAAACACAUUUUCUUUGAUUUGGCUAAAUUUACAGUUUAGAUAAUUUGAGGCAUUCAGAUUAAAAAAUCACCACCCACUGUUUUCUUUCAUAAACUUAUUCUGAUGUUUUUCUAAAUAUCAUAGUGUUUACUGAGAAGUGAUGCAAAAUCUAGUGUCUCCUCUGCAAAUGAUAUGCACACGGUGGCUGGUACUGAGUAAAAAUGAAACUUGCUGUAGUAGAGUUUUACACAGGGCAAAUAAGCAAAGUACAGAGUAUAAUGCAGUAGUGAAUGGGCAGAAUAUUUACUUUGUUCUUCCUGUUCCACUGACUCAAACCCUGUUCUAGGUCACUGGGAUCACUUACCUUCUGCAAAACCAGAGUCCCUUUACAAGAUAAUGGAGAAAAAUUAUUAUAAAGAAGAAAAACAAAUUAGUAAAUUAACCUUUCUCUUCCUCUAAAGCCUCUACCCUGCUGAACAAACACUGUACAAAUCAGUCGCCCCCACCAGUUACAACAGUUAAUUUGACAUGUCCUGGUGGCAUAAAGGAAGAAGCUGGCAAAAAAAACUACUGAGAUUAAGCCAUUUACCUCUUUACUCAGUAGAGGAGAAGGAAAGAUUACCAGAGAUGCUCCUAGUGUGAUGUAGCUAUGCACCAAACAGGUAAACAGCUGAGGGAGCUCAUACACCAAACAUGCACUGUGUCACAUGACGGCAGUUCAGCCGAUGAGGGUACAGUGCUACUACCCACCCAGUGAAGGAAAGGACACCUCUAAUUAACAGAUUACUUUGAACCAAGUUAGAUUUGCUCUGUAUCUAGAUAGGAAGAGAAGUAUGUAAAUAAAAUACAUCCAGAAUUUAUUUUAAAGUACCAAACCAAGUCUGAGAGCGCAGAUGACCACCCAGCACUCACAAGAAUGUUGCAAGGUGAAGCACUCGCCAUGAAAAAUGAAUCUGUGCUUCCAGCCUUUACCUUAAGGGAGUGGUCAGAAAUGCCACAUCCACAAUUAACUGCCCUGUUGCUACACACCUCAAUGCAAACACUAUGUCUCUAGGAGAUAAUCUUUAUAGGUAGUUAAAGGAUGUAUAGAUACUCCUUUACAGUGUUGUCUGCUACCUUACCAUGACACGACUCCUUCUCUUCCAAGUGUGAAUAGAGCACUCCACCAGAAAAGCAUCAAGACAUUCUUUUCUUCCUUUUGCUUACUGCCUCCUUCCCUUCCAGAUGGCUUACACUUUUCUGGUUGUACUUUAAAACAACAUGCCAGUCCUGCAGAGGCAAGGCUGUGAAAACUUAAGUUAAAAAGUAACCAUCAUGGAUGCUGUGGCAAGUUACCUCCUCAUGGCCAGGUCCCUGCACAACACUUAGUGAAUAGUUCUGAAGGUCUUAUGCUGUCAUUCAUUGUAUGUUUGUCUAGAACUGUCUUCCUAAAGUAGCAGCAGCCAGUGCAGAUCUUCCUUGUCCUUAACCACAGCACAAAUCCUUCAAAGCAUACAGAGACAAUAUUCUGGGAAAAUGACAAAGGAAGGGACUAAGCAGAAAUAUUUUCUUCUUCAUUUUUUUUUAAACAUCUUUUUAUUAGCACAGUAACAAAUGCAGACUUAAGUAGCCCACAACAUACAACCAAUCCACUGAGUGACUCCUAUUCCACACCUUACAGUUAACAGCUUAAGGUAUUUCACUACAGGUUACCAUAAGUCCUGAUUAAACCCUUUAUUCUUUUCACAAAGAUAGAUUGGCUUAUAAAAUAAUACAUUAACUACUUUUCAUUUAAUAUAUGAGGCCAUAUAUCCACCUCUCCAUAUCACAGAUCAUGAGAUGACAGUCUUUAAAAAGGAUUUGUUAAAUACCAAUGUGCCCUCCAUCGGGAAAAACAAUCCCAACAUCUUUUUACAAAAAAAAAAAAAAAAAAAAGGAAAAAAAAAAAAAACCAAAAAAAAACCCAAAAAAAAAAAAAACCCACAACUCAACCCAGAACAAAAUAAAUCCCUCAAACCCAAACAAACAAAAAGCAAAAACAGUGUGUAGAGUCUUGAAAGGACUUUUACAUAAAUGUCAACCUAUGUACCUGUACAAAAUUAAGCUGUUUUGAUCUUUUACAUAUUGCAAGCAAACUGAAAACCAAAGAAGUCUAAGAAGUUUACAUUCUUCUCGGUACUAUAUGUGAGCUAAUAUUGCUGAACUAAUUACAGUCUUAAAGUAUGCUAUUCCAAAUCCUAGCUGUCUACUGUAGCAAGAUACCUUAAGUUACAACAACAAAAUCUUAGGAAAUAAAAGACUGAAUAAAAUCUGUUAUAGAAAUACCCUACUCUUUACCAGCUCCCUCCCACCCCCCACCCCUUCAAAAUCAUAAGCAGCUCUUUCCAUCACAGACAAAUAAUGUAAGAGUUUGACGAAAAUCCAAUUUAUGUAGCAUAUCUUUUGGUCCAUUGUCUGGCCAUUCUGUCAUGCUCUGCUCUGUUAGUCAUAUACUGAGUGGCAAUGCUUCCAACCAGGGGGUCAGCUGAAAAGGAAACACACCACUUAUUUCAGACAAGUUACCCAAUAAAAGCUUUUAAAUAAAGCUGAAAUCUGAAUUUCAUACAAAGCAAACACAUGGCUAAGGUACACUGUAACAAUCUAAACAUACUGAAUUAAUGAUCUGUAUCUUCUCUGAUUUUGUGUAUUUAUGGUGAUGUACUAAUCUAUAAUUUAAUAGUGUGAAAUGCCAAUAAAGUUUUAAGAAGUUUAA